GUGCGCAUACUCUUCCGCCGCAGGCCAGUGGAGGUGGGGAAGGUUAGCUGCUGUCAUGGAGGACGCAGCGACGCCCGGGCGGAGUGAGGGAGUCCCUGAAAACCAAGUUCGUUCGGCGACAGAUCGGGGAGGAGCCCUGGUGGAGCUCACCCCGAACCCCGGCGGCCUGGCCCUGGUGAGCCCCUACUACACCCACCGGGCCGGGGACCCCUUAGACCUCGUGGCGCUCGCAGAGCAAGUACAGAAGGCUGAUGAAUUCGUCCGGGCAAAUGCCACCAACAAGCUAACAGUGAUAGCUGAGCAAAUCCAGCAUUUGCAAGAACAAGCCAGGAAGGUAUUAGAAGAUGCUCGCAGAGAUGCUGACUUGCACCACAUAGCUUGUAAUAUAGUGAAAAAACCUGGCAACAUUUACUACCUUUAUCAACGGGAGAGUGGUCAGCAGUAUUUUUCUAUUAUUUCUCCAAAGGAAUGGGGAACGAGUUGUCCACAUGACUUCAUUGGUGCCUACAAGCUACAGCAUGACUUGUCCUGGACUCCCUAUGAGGACAUGGAGAAGCAAGAUGCUAAAAUCAGCAUAGUGGACAAAUUGCUAAACCAGCCAAUGGCCCUGCCUCCAACGCCUGACCCCAACUUCCAGGGACUGACUCACUGAAAAUGGACUCUGACACACAGCUCUCACGGCAAGGACCUGUCACCUCCUUGUUGCCCCCAUUCUCUGCCUUGAUGGGGGUGGCGGGAGAAUUGAGGAUGUGUAAGUGAAUCAUGAACUGCUUGGAAGGAGACCCUAUGUGAUUGUAAUGCUGUCAUUAUUAGUUUUAGUUGGGAUGAUAAUGAGUCACCUCAGUCUUUUUUGGGAUCCUCUCUGGGUCACAGAUACCCACCCAGUCAGUUUCAGCAUACUGGCUAGUGUACUUUCCUUCUCCUUUGUCUCCCUCUCUUCUCCUAAGUCAGAGCAUUAGAGAAAGAAGAGUUUUUCUUCCCAUAAAAAGGUUGGCAAGGAUUUCCAUAGGGGACUGGUUUUAAUUUUUUUGGUAACUAGUGUUUAAGAUUGGGUUUAGGCUACUUUAACAGUUGGUGCAGUCAAGCUUCAAAUUCAUCAGGGAGCUCGGCCGGUGUGGCUCAGUUGUUGAGUGUCCCCUAUGAACCAGGAGGUCAUGGUUCGAUUCUCAGUCAAGACAUAUGCCUAGGUUACGGGCUUGAUCCCCAAUGUGGGGCAUGCAGGAGGCAGCGGGUUGAUGAUUCUCUCUUAUCAUUGAUGUUUCUAUUUGUUCCUCUCCCUUCUUUUCUGAAAUCAAUAAAAAUAUAUUUAAAAUAAUAAUAAUAAAUUCAUCAGGGAACAAGAAUGUUGUGUAAUGGAGGAUGAUAAACAGCUUGGCUUGGCUGCACUAGUGUGUGUGAUUCUGGUAUUUUUGCACUAUUGGUGAGGUUUGACUUGCCCUCUCUGCUCAUUCUGCCUUGCUAGAGUGAGUGGAGAAUCUGAGAAAGCACAAUGGCCAGAUUUGGGGAGGGUCAGCCUCUCAACUCACAGAGUCUGCCCUUAGAUCCUUGCUACAUGGGUCUCCCCAACAGGGCAACUUUCUUCUAUCCCCUCGCCAGUCCAUUCUGCAAAGAUCAGCUUGAUCUUACCUAAGGUCACACAACUCAUAAGCAAUGGAGCACCCCUCCCCUUCACAAGAUAGGUUUAUUAAGGAGUCGGAGCUUGGGAGGAUGGAGCUCCUAAGUGCCUAGAGCAAUUGGGCCUUUGUAGUCUUAAGCAGCAUUUGAUUCAGUUGUGUACUCGCUGCUUGAAAGGUUUUUUUCCUUCAUUUUGAGAUGGAAUUACAAUAUCUGCUUUUCUCCUACUUCACUAAUUCCACUUUUUCAGCUCCUGGCACAUUUUUAACUGCUCUGGGCCAAGCCCUUGGCCCUGUUGACUUUCUCUCUAAUCCAUCCAUCCCAUUGACUUUAAAUACCACCAUAUGCUGCUGAUUGACAUGCAGGUCCAGCCCUGAUCUCUCCCUCAAGUUUCACACAGACUGUUUAUGCAAGAGCCUUAUUUGACAUCAUUACAAACUUAACCAUGUUCAAAGUGGAAGUCUUGAGUUCUCUCCAAAAACCUGUUUCAUGACCAGUUUUCUCUGCAUAUUUCCAUCAGCAUCUGUCUCACACUUUUGUCAAGGCCAAAAACCUAAGUCAUCCUUGAUUUCAUUUGUUUUUCCCACACCAAUCAGCAAGUCAUCUUAGCUCUGUCUUUAAAAUACAUCCCAAUCUGACUGCUUCAGACCACCUUCACCACUACCCUCUUCGUCCACAACACCAACAUUUCUGGCCUACACUAAUGCAGUAUCCUUGGCUCCCCACCUUUAUUCUCACCCUUCAUUCUGUCUUCACAGAGACUAUCAGCAUCAUCAUUGAAAAUUAUAAAGCAGGUCACAACACCUCUAUAUAAGAAUAACCCAACAAUUUCUCAUUAUACUUAGAAUAAAAUCUAAACUUUUUGCCAAGGUGUUAUGUGAUUUGCCACUGUCAGUAUUCACCAUGUUCCUGCUGACAUUCCGUCCUAACACACCAAGCUUGUUCCUGCUUCAGACCCUUUACAUUUGCUGUUCCAUCUGCCUGGAAUAUCCCCCAAGAUCUUUGCAUGGUUUGCAUCUUCUCAUCAUUUAGGUCCUGCUCAAAUACUACUUCACAGAUGACCCUAUCAGAAAUACCAGCUCUUAUGUCGAAAUCACUCUGACUGCUUUGUUUUCCAUAGCCCUUAUCACGACCAGACCUUAUUGGUUGCCUUUCCCAAUACGACAGAAAUGGCGUCUGCCUUGUUUAUUGCUAUAUCCCUAGCACCUAAAAUAGUGCCUGGCACAUAAUAAAUACUCUAAUAAUGAAUGGAUGAAUAGGUGGACAUCUGGAGCUCUGCCUUUAUUUAUAUCCUGCAAAGGAUCUCAGUCAAUGUAGCUAGAAGAAAUACAAUAUGAGCCACAUGUGUGCUGUUUUUUUCUUCUUUUCUUUUUUUAAAAAUAUAUUUUAUUGAUUUUUUACAGAGAGGAAGGGAGAGGGAUAGAGAGCUAGAAACAUCGAUGAGA
Messenger RNA from Myotis myotis, 3059 nucleotides. It is a transcript of the gene CUNH1orf50, whose product is annotated as chromosome unknown C1orf50 homolog. The transcript is spliced from 5 exons. Lineage: Eukaryota; Metazoa; Chordata; Mammalia; Chiroptera; Vespertilionidae. The record is from RefSeq and is a predicted model, not a curated record. The coding region runs from base 56 to 652 and encodes 198 amino acids.